GCGUGCUUUUAAAAGCCUGCUUGACUCGGCUUUCAACUCUAGCGUCAUUUGCCCCGUCGUCGUCGUCGUCGUCUUCGAGGGUCUUCCGAUGGCACCUGUUGCCGUGAAAAGUGCAUUUCUAAUCCUUUUUUGCGGUCUUUUUUCAGCGCUGCUGUCACUGGCUCAAGAUGUCAAACCGCCCGCCACCGUGACCGCCGCCAGAGAGUUCUUUCCGACAAGCGGACCUGAGCCUAGCUCCCCCGCCACGGCAACCUCGACCGCCAGCUCUACGACCGGCCCCGCAUCACCGACGACUGGCGCUACGACCGAGCGCGUCGUACCCUCCACCACCUGGCGCGCCCCCUCAACCAUCGACGCCACGACCGAACGCGUCCCAUCUACCAUCGACGCCACGACCGAAGGCGUCCCAUCUACCAUCAACGCCACGACCCAGCACGCCCCCUCAACAUCCAACGCCACGACGGCGCCGACUCCCCGCUCCAGUACGACCGCCGGCCCUCCGCCCGAGCCCACGCCGCCAGACCACCUCAGCGCGGGAGACUACCGUCUCCUGAAGAAUAAUUCCGUUUGCGUGAUGGCUCACGCGGCCUUGCAGAUCCGACUCCAAACGUCAAAGGCCAGCGGGACGUUCGCGGUGCAGCCGAACAAGACGCGGGCCGUCGGGGAGUGUCGGGAAAACGGGGCCAACCUUACGCUGGUCUUCCCGGAGGGUUUCGUCACCUUUCUGUUCAACAAGAGCACAGAGGAAAACAUCGGCUACGUCCACACUUUGACAUUCCGUCUGGUUUACCCUUUAAGUACAGCGAGCGGACAGUUUUCUGCCAGCAACCAUUCCUUGCGCGUCUUGUCCGCCAAGAUCGGCCACUCGUACUCGUGCCGGAGCGACUCCUUUUACAUGGGGAACGGAUUGUAUCUGGACGUCAAGGAUGACCGCGUGCAGGCCUUCGAUUUUUCCAAGAGUAACGAGUUUGGCGUCCCCGACCUCUGCGCGGCCGAUCGGCCCGAUUACGGCGUGGCCAUCGGGGUAGGCGUGACGUUGCUGGUACUCAUCCUGGCGGUGGUGGCGAUCUACCUGCUGGGCCGCCGGAGGAGGACGGACGGCUACCAGGCGCUGUGAGCCCGAGAGACCUCCGGACCCCGCGAAUCAUCCUACCCACUUAAUAGAAAAUAUGGGUUGGCCUUGGCACUUUUUACUAUUGUCUGCACUAAUUGCAAAUGCAUGCGUACAUACGUUCUAUUAAAUGAGUACGACUUGGCGCCCACACUGAUGAAUGUAUGUUAUGUUGUCUUUUUAAAUGUGACUUUGGGUGCAUUUAAAGUUUAAUGAGGGAAUUUAUGUACAUGCGGUUUUGUCACGUCUUUAUGCCAUUAAAGAAAUCCAUUUCUAAA
This is a messenger RNA of Corythoichthys intestinalis (scribbled pipefish), 1389 nucleotides long. It is a transcript of the gene cd68, whose product is annotated as CD68 molecule. The coding region runs from base 89 to 1117 and encodes 342 amino acids. NCBI's taxonomy places the organism in Eukaryota, Metazoa, Chordata, Actinopteri, Syngnathiformes, Syngnathidae. Gene Ontology annotation, cellular component: plasma membrane; late endosome membrane; lysosomal membrane. The transcript is spliced from 6 exons. Gene Ontology annotation, biological process: establishment of protein localization to organelle. The record is from RefSeq and is a predicted model, not a curated record.